Messenger RNA from Heterobasidion irregulare TC 32-1, 1882 nucleotides. RefSeq lists its product as uncharacterized. Gene Ontology annotation, biological process: translational initiation; formation of translation preinitiation complex. Gene Ontology annotation, molecular function: translation initiation factor activity. The record is from RefSeq and is a predicted model, not a curated record. The transcript is spliced from 11 exons. The coding region runs from base 77 to 1882 and encodes 601 amino acids. Lineage: Eukaryota; Fungi; Basidiomycota; Agaricomycetes; Russulales; Bondarzewiaceae.
CUGCAGCGUCUUGUUCACCGCUCGAGAAAGAUCCACGUAUGAAUUCAGAAAACGUCUCAUUAUAUCUACCCUCAUAAUGUUCAAAAAACCGCUCGGAAACACUAAGACCUCUGCUCCCCUUCGCAGCUCCGACCGGCGCAAGCUCAAGCAGCGCGUUGUGCAGACCUUUUCCCUCGACUCCGAUGCUGCCGAUAUCCUUGUGCCCGAUGGGAUCCUCGCAAUGAAAUACAGCACACAUACUGGAGAGAAUGGUAUGCUGUACCUCUCGCCCGAUAGCAUGCGCAAUCCGCUCUGGUUCACCGUUGGAAAGGGUACAGAUGAAUUGGUGCCGACAGUGUACACUCUUUGGAAACACCCUACUCUCCUCCCUACCCUGUCCACGCCAUCGGCUGUUAUACCGAUUCUUAUUGGCGGCGCAGACCUUAUGAUUCCUGGAGUCGUCCACAUUCCACAUACCCAAUCUCUGCAACGAAAUGCGCUCGUUUCCAUCACGCAAUAUCAGCGCUCUCUCAAUGUACGUGGACCGCCACUCGCAGUUGGACGUAUGGCACUCGAUGCCGCUGUGCUCGCGGAAUCCACAAGCGAGGAUAAGAAGGGACGCGCAGUAUACGUUCUGCAUACGUGGAAGGACCAUCUAUGGGCCAUGGGAAAAGGAGGAGACGUACCGCCAGCCGUCGAGGUUGCGGCCGAGUUGGAAUCUAAUGAUAGACCUAUUAACACUGAUCCCACUUCCUCACUAUCCACUCCCUCUGAUCCUCUCGUGCACACGUUAUCGCCUGAAGAAGUAUCCACUCUCCUUCGUACCGCGCUCCUGCAGGCCCUCGCAACGGCUUUGUCCAAACUCCCAUCAUCAGCGUUUCCGAUAUCAGCGACGACGUUUUACACGAGCUAUAUUCUGCCUUUCCGGCCUGUGAACCCAAGCUCGGAAUCUGUAGCAUCCUCGUCCACACCCGCCGCCUCAAUGAUGUCGGCGCAAACCUCACCGCAGACGCCGAUCGAUAUCAAGCACUCUUCCCACAAGUCGCUCUCUCACUUUCUCCGCACAUCCGAGCGCGCUGGUCUACUCCGCCUCAAAGAUGCGCGGCCCGAUGCUGCGGUGAUUUCUGUAAAUCCCGCACACGCAGAUGUGCUCGCGCACAAGAAGUAUCGCACGGUGAAAGACACGGAAGAGAAGAAGAAACGGACGGAGGCAAGGGUGAAGGAGAACACGAACACGGGUGGCGAUAUUCAAGUUGAGAGGCUGUGGAGACCUAUGGGUGCCGGCGUGAAAUUGUUCGAGGGUGCAGGGUUGUCAACUAGCACCCUAUAUACCCGCACGGACCUCAAGGACUUCCUGUCUUCAUAUUUCACAGCCCACGAUCUUGUUAGCCAUGUCGACCAACAAUACAUCGACACACACGCUGAUGCCGCUUUACGCGCUGUGUUAUCAUCCAAGCCGCUCGCCGGCUCUGCCUCUGUGUCAGCAUCCAAUCAGUCAAGCAUUGGCACUGGAGAGUGGGUGCGGCGUGAUGACGUCAUAGACGGACUGUGUGCUCGGAUGCAGGCGUGGUACCGUAUUGAAAAAGAGGGCGAGGAGCCGAUUACACGUAAAGGGAUCGUGCGGCCCAUAUCGGUGAUUGUCAAAGCCCGUAGAAACAAGGCGGUCACUCUUAUCAUGGGCGUCGAGCCAUUCUUGCUCUCCCCGACCGCAAUCGCGGAUGCACUGCGUGCUCGAUGUCAGUCGUCGACUUCAGUGAGCCCCGCACCCGAUCGCAAAGAAGGUGAAGAGGUGAUGGUUCAAGGAAAACAAAGCAAGGUUGCGUUGGAUAUCUUGCUUGCACACGGCGUGCCAAAACGUUGGAUUGAGGUGGCUGACAUGAUGGAUGGUAAAAAGAAAAAAUAA